Messenger RNA from Podarcis lilfordi (Lilford's wall lizard), 18900 nucleotides. The record is from the annotation of a GenBank genome assembly. Lineage: Eukaryota; Metazoa; Chordata; Lepidosauria; Squamata; Lacertidae.
GGAAGGAGUACUGUGUGGCUGCUAUGUUUAUUGAUCUGCUUAUGACAUUUAUAUCCUAUUUUUCCUCCAAGGAGCAAGGUGACAUGCCUAUUUCUCCUUCUCCCCAUUUUAUCCUCACAACAAGGCAGGUUAGGCCGAGGGUGAAUGUCUGGCUCAAGGUUGAGGCCCCGGGGAUUUGAACCCGGGUCUCCCAGGUCCUAGUCCAAGACUCUGACCACUAUGCCACACUGACUCUCCUAGAACCUUGGCAUGGUGGCUAUGUAUUUGAUGUCACCAAUUGCCAUUGCCUAGCAACUGAAUGCGCGUCUGUUUGAGCUGAGGUUCUUGCUUCCUCAGCGAGUAGAGGUGUGAAGAGAUCUACUGUGGUGGUCUUUGCUGAUUUUGUUGACAAUAUGCCAUCUGAAAAACUCCUGAAUGUAAGCAAAUGUUGACAUUUCUAGUAGUCCUAGCUCUAGGAUGCAGAAUACUGGUUUCACAAAGUUUGGCAAACAGCUAUCCAAGGUCAAAGAAAGGCAGGUUUUUGGCAGAGAAAAGUGAAGGUUCUCUAGGAUGUUAGCAUUAUAUAUAGUAGUGGAUCAUAGGAACCAGCUCCUAGGGGCCGAGGUCCCUUUGCCCCCCCCCUAAAAUAUUUGAGGGGGUCACCCCCCCAAAAAAAAGUUGAUGAGCAUUGCCAUUCAAAUGCUGUGCAUGUCUUGCGAUUGAUUGUGUGGGGAGGGGCUUACCUCCCCCCCAAAAAAUUUUUUAUUUAACUUGGCACCCCUGUAGUAGGUUGGAUAUUAUGUUAAACAGGUAAAAUUUUAUGCUAUGUGCAUACUGUACUCCGUUUUAAAGAAACAUUGUGUGUGAAUCCUAUAGUACUGUUCAGGGGAGAGUUAAUUUAUAUUUAUACAUGAUUAACGUUAAUUUUGUAAUAUAGUUUGACAUGGAAAGGGGGGGACACAAGAUACGUAUAUAUAUUUUUAGCCACUACUGGCACAGUUUAGGGGUAGGAGAUGCUUUAUGGAGCUGGUCUUUCAGCAGAGCUGAUAGAGGAGCCCUGCUUUCCCCCUCUCCCACUGAAUGAGUCUAAUGGAAUGGCUGCUCCCAGGUGGCACUUGAAGGAGGGGAGACCUAACAGAACUCUAUGCGUGUAGUUAGGAGAGCAUAUGCCGUCAAACUGGCAGGUGGAUUCUUGGUGCCGGUCAUAAAGAUCCUAACUGUGGAUUAGAGGUUUGGGUGAAUGGAUGCUGGGAUUGACAGUAGAUUCUUUUUCUGGCAAAGACUGUGUGAGAAACCAUUCUCAAAUGAUAUGGAGAGCAGAGAAAUCCAUAUUCUUUCCAUUUUAAUGUAAACCUACUCCCAACUGCUCUUCCCAGAUCAACACACCAAACAGAAUGUUGCUUUGAGAGUUGCCAUUUCCCCUAUUUUGCAAAGAGGUUCCCCGCCCCCUAAAUGCACAUAUUAGCAAAAAAGCAUGCAUAUAAAAAGCAUAAACUGGUGAAAAUAAAAUUCAGAAAUGCACCAGAGAAGGCUGCUUUCAGAAAAGGUAACAUUUAGAUGAACUUGAACACAAAAUGAAUAUAUUAGGAGAAAUGCACACUAAAAAUGUGGGAGGGUUUCCAUUAGCACUUAAAAAGAGAAAUUCCCAAAUUGGUACAGCCAAAGGAGCCACUAAAUUUUCUUCAAAAGAAGCACAGUGUGUUCAUAUGGGGUGGGGGGAAUAUGCAGGUGGCAUUGCAAGUUAUUUCCAAAGGAGCAAGACUCAGGUAUUGAUCAUCAUGAAAUAAUCCUAUAUUAUAGAUGCUUCCCAUGCACAGUGCAGAAGGGAGUUUUGAUGCCUUCAGGGAUUUCUCUAGUUCCAAGGAGCUCUAGCUAAGGGGACCAGCAUUUUGGGUAUCAAAAGCCAGCCAGCCCAGGACCACCCAGUGGAUGGUCUACCAUCAUCGGCUUGACUGCAGGUUUCAGAUCCUUGUCAGGGUAGAAGCCAGUGAGGAGUAGCUACCCAGGGCAUCCUGACUUAUCGACAAGACCCUAUCUAAUCCUUAACCUUUCCAUUGCAGGGAUGCUGAAAUGGAUUGUGUGGGGCCGAAUGCUGAUUAUAAUGGCUCAGUGCAUCCUGAAUCCAACCAGUGGACCAACUCCACCUGUAUUCAUCAAUACACAUUUGCAAGGGUAAGUUAGUACUGUAUAUCAAUAGGUUUCAGGGUGCCAUGCAGCCAGUGAUAACUCCAGCAGAGCUAUAUCACUGGAAAGCAAACUAUCCAAAUAAAUGUGAAAUAGGAUUUUUUUCAGUUCCACUUGUGGAUCUGUCUGUAGAUACAAUUAGACUCUGUUUAUGGCACUCCCUUCCCCAAGAGUUCUGCUUGGCUCCCUCCUUGAUUUCUUUUAGAUCAGGUGUGGGGGAUCAGCUCCAACUCCCAUCAUCCCUGGCCCCUGGACAUGCUUGCUUAGGGUUGUGAAAGCUGUAGUUCAGCAAUAUCUGGAGGGCCAAAGAUCCCCCCCCCCCGGUUUUCAAUGAAUAGUAAACCCUUUCUGCUUCCAAGCAGUUUAGUCAUGCUGGCCACAUGACCCGGAAAUCUGUAUGCGGACAAUCGCCAGCUCCCUCGGCCUGAAAGCGGAGAUGAGCUCCACACCCCAAAGUCGAAUUCAACUAGACUUAACCAUCCAGGGGUCCUUUACCUGUGCUGGGAGUGAGGGAAAUGGCUGUGGUGGGUUGGGAAUCUGUGGGGCUUGCUCAGUAAGUUUCUCCAUGAGGAGGCCAGGAAGAAGAAGAAGAAGAAGAAGAAGAAGAAGAAGAGGAGGAGGAGGAGGAGGAGUUUGGAUUUGAUAUCCCACUUUAUCACUACCCAAAGGAGUCUCAACACAGCUAUCAUUCUCCUUUCCCUUCCUCCCCCACAACAAACACUCUGUGAGGUGAGUGGGGCUGAAAGACUUCAAAGAAGUGUGACUAGCCCAAGGUCACCCAGCAGCUGCUUGUGGAUGAGCGGGGAAUCGAACCCGGUUCACCAGAUUAUGAAUCUACCGCUCUUAACCACUACACCACACUGGCUCUCCCCCACCCCACCCAUGUCAGGAGUUUCCCAAUCUCAGCCUCCCUCUGGAUACCAGAUCAUUUUCUGCCUCGUGGCAACUGGCAAAGGUUUUGGAGCGUUCCCACAUUAGUACACUAGCCAUUAUUAAGUUCUUUUUUAAAAAGCAACAGUGCAGAAGCUGAGAAGGCAGGGACAGCCCUCUUUCUUCUUGGCCAAGCAGCAAGGGAUGAAAUUGGUGCUCAUUUUCUCCAGCUGCAAAUACGCAGGUGUGCAGAGAGUCAAGAGUAUUCACCAGUCGCAUUCACCUCUCUAUAACUUGGCAGCAAAUGGAAAAGUUCGUGAUGAAGCCAGGCAGGUGAAAGGGUGGCUGAAGCAAAACACCCUUCUGGCUCCUGAACUGCUGCCCAGAGAAUAAAAUGGCUCUUUCAGCAUAAUAAAUGGCCAUCCCUGAACCCAUGGAUCCAACAGCUGCUCUUGUUUUUCCAUCCACUGCGACUACGAAGAAAUCUGGCAGGAGGUCUUGAGAUCAGUAGACCACCAAAAGCUCCUGCAUCUGCUGGCUGAAGAAAUGCAAAGCAGCUUCUUGACAAAAGUCUGCCAACCACAGUUGUAAGGAUGAAUAACCUGCUUUCUAGCUUCCUUCGCCCCUAAAUGUUGGGGAUGGGUUACUUACAUUGGGACCUUUGUAUGUGGGGAGGAGAGAGGGUUAAAUAUUUCUUCUCCCCGAUUCUUGGGACACAGAGAGUUGCCUCCUACCAAGUCAGAGGCAAUGUUGUCUGCAUUAACUAGCAGGGGCUCUCCAGGGUUUCAGGCAGGGAUCUCACCCAACCCUACACUGAACUGUCAAGGAUUGAACCUGGGACCACCGGCAUACAUGGCAGGUGCUCUACCACUGAGCCAUGGCCCCUUCCCCUCUGCAAUGGGAGAUUAAGAGAAGUGAAUGCUACUAGUUUCAUAUUUUGUUCAUGGUGACAUCUGAGAUGCCACCUAAAAAGACAGGCUUUGUACACCAGAUUUUUAGCCCAGACACCUUCAUGAAGGGAUUCUCUGCCAUGUUGAGGUAAGAGGAAGAACAAGGUGAUGGAAUGGAAAACAGAGCUCAGCACAGGGGAUGGGAAUGUGCCUAUUUAAAUAGAUCCAUUUCAGGGCUCUUGGAAUUGGACACUGGGUGUGGAUCCCUCCCAUGGUAGCAUGCAUCAAAGCUGUCUUUCACCAACGAAGAGUUAGCUGGGGUACCAGAAAUAGCUGCAGCUAUCUACAUUGUGGUGAGGUGUCCUGACUCUAGAGGAAAUGGGUAGAGCAAGGAGCCCCAUGUUUCGUUUCUGCUGUCUUCCCAUUAACAGCUGAGAGUCCCCCCAAGCUAAAUUAUUGGCCCCAACUGCCACAGUUAUGCCAUCACUGGCUUCACUCAAGAGACUGUGAAGCAAAGCAAGAUCUCUGCCCCAAACAACAUAUUUUGGUUGCUGUUACAAGAUAGCAGAUGAUGAUGUAUUUAUUAAAUCUCUGAGGGUGGAGGGGCUAUUGAAAUUUUCUACCUAAGGCCAUCCAGUAAUGGUGUUUUGUGGGUGGCUAAAGGGAGUAUUUUUCCCAAACUCUCCCAUUUAAAAACGUCCUCCAGAAACAGACACCCACACACCCCAAUUUAGAUGGCAACCCCAAUGGGGGACACCACCCUCCUGGAUGGUGGUUUUGAACAUCCGGUUCUUAUUCAUGCUGUGAGUCCUGAACAAAGAAAUCUGGUGGGCUGCUUUUACGUUACUGAAGUAGCCCCUUUCGCCUCAUUGCAGAUCAUCUGCAUUAUCUGCAAACCAGCAAGGUCAAUGCCAAAGGAUCGGGAACGACAACCAUCCUCUGUGGAGGACGGCAACUCCCUCAAACCACAAAAUUGCCCCUUGACAACUAUCAACACCUCCAGCCGUUGUCUGGCUCCCAUCAAUGGACUAUGUACUUAAUGGUCUCUAGUGCACAGGCAGGGACCACUUCACCUGGGGUUCCAUUCCCAGCCCCUGCUUUUGUCAGCGGCAGAUGCAUGAGUGCACUCUGCCCCAUUACAUCACAUGUCACCCCUUUUCAGCCCUGCCCCAUUCACAUUUCACCUCCGUUCUGCCCUCUUCCUGGUCCAGAAGGACCCCCAUGUCAGCAGUCGCACAUCAACUGGACUCUUUGGGCACUGCCUCUUUGUGAGAUUUUUCCAGGACACUGAUUGUAUUCAUUCAUUCAUUCAUUCAUUCAUUCAUUCUCUUGUUGACCAUUUUCAUCAUUAUUUCAGGGUUCUAGCUUUUGCCAAAUCUUUUUUUAUUGAUUUUCAAAUUUCUACAAAUUGAUCACAAAUUAAAACCCAUUUUACAUUUUCCCAAAGUAAAACCCUCACUUGCACUCUUAUAUUUCCAGUCACGGGGAUAAGAUUCUGAACCCCUACUUAAUACAGUAAACAUAUGUUUAAAUCCUUGCAAUCAUAGACGUUAACAAAAAUAAUAACAAAAAGAGAGAUCUAACCCCCCCCAUAAUUUUCCAAUCAUGCCUUUGCUCUAGUGUGAUUCCCCUUCAUCGCAUAUACAGCACAACAUGACAAUGACUAAUCCCCCUCAUCAGUAUGAUUGGCCUAACUCAACAACCUACCCCACACACCAAUCAUAGUUAACGAAAAUAAUAGCAAAAGAGAGAGCGCCCCCUUCAUAUUUUCCGAUUUCAUCCAUGCAGAAAUGGCUAUUCAAGCCUUGUUUUAUUGUUUCAUUAUACUGUUCGCCUGCUGUUUUUGGUGUGGUGUUGGUUUUCUCAAUCAAGUGGUUUGUAUAAAUUUUACGAAAUGAACAACUGAAACGCUUUUACUUGUUGAGCUAUAUGCUCUAAAAGGCGCACGUUUUCCGAAAGGGUGGCGGAAUGUUCUCUUUAUCCCGGAAGAUCCUCUAGUGAGCAUCACUCUACACUUUCCUAUCUCUCUAUGCGCAACCCCAACACACACACACUCUCUCUCUCUCUCGUUCGUGGUGCGGCCUGAUGACGCAUAAAAGCGUGCGCCGCGCGAAGCGUCUGUUUGCGGAAGCAGCUCGGGCAAAACAGGCACCUUUCUCGCCUUUGCAGCGAUGUCGCCGGCAGCGGUAGAAGCCGGGCCCGCACGACUCGUUCGGUCCGCCCAGAAGGACGAGCUCUAUCGAGGGGCGCUGAGGAGCGGGGCUGGGGCUGCCUUGGGGGGCCUGGCAGGUGAGGAGCCGUCUUGACCCCGGGCAGAAUUGCAUCCUCUGAACCGCUUUGCAAGACGAAGCCCAUAUACCGGAUCUUUUUUCUUUCUUUCUUUCUUUCCGUUUUAUAUCCCACUUUCUCCACCAAGCAGCAUGGUUCUCCCUCUCCCCAUUUUGUCCUCACAACAACCCUGUGAGGUAGGUUAGGCUAAGAGGCAGUGUCUGACCCCAGGGUCACGCAGUGAGCUUCAUUGGCUCAGGGCGGGGAUUCGAACCCUGGUCUCCUAGGUCCUAGUCUGAAACCCAAGCCACACUGGAUACAAUAUCUGAGUCAUUUGUGUGUGUGAGAGAGAGAGGGAGAGGGAGAGAAGAGGGGUUGGGUGGGGGAUGAACCUGGAAAUGUAAAAAGCAGCUUUAUAUCAGGUCAGGGUAUUGGCCCAUCUAGCCAAGCAUUAUUAGUUGUGGCUUCCCAUAGCUCUCCUGGGCUGAGAUCACCGCAGGUAAGAACUGACGCUCCUUUCACCAAUGGCAGGAGAAGACACCUUUGGUGAAGGCGCAAGAGGAUUCAUUGGCAGAGUACCUCAGCUUGCGUAACACAAUGCCUCGUUUAACUGUCGAACUCGCUCCUGCAGGAGGCAGUGAUGGCCACCAGCCUGGAUGGCUUUAAAAAGGAAUAGGCAAAUUCAUGGAGGAGAAGGCUACAUGAAGGCUACUGGUCAUAAUGGCUGCCUCUACAGUCUGAGGCAGUCUGAAUACCAGCUGCUGGCAAUUACAGGAAGGAAUUGUGCCCAGGUCCCGCUUGUGGGUUUGCCACUGAGAUAUCUGGUGGCCACUCUGAGAAUGGGAUCCUGGACUAGAUGAGCCAUUGACCUGAUUCAGCAGGCUCUUCUGUUCUUUUAUUGAUGGAUAAAGGUGAUUGAGACUUGAGAGAGGACUGUAUCAAUAGUCUGUGAUCUGAAAAUUGCAAACAUCUUUGCUUAUCCUGCAACCAUUGAGUUGCAGUGCAUAUCUUGCAUACAGUCUAGCUUGAAGUGUAAAUUAUCUUUGCUUAUUGCAUUACUAGUGUGGGUAUACAGUAUGUGCCUGUGGAUUACACUUCAUGCAUCUGUUUACUCCACAAAAGCUUAUGCCAUAACGUUCUACCUCUCUAGAAGUUGUAUCUGCACUAAAGACACUGGUUACUUUGUAAAUCUCAGUUCUUAAUUUUUUAACUUUCAUAAUGUUUUAUUAUUUGACCUAUGAAAAUGGUGUAAUUUCUUUUUCAACUCGUAUUGAAGUCAAAUUAUUUGGCAGGGCAUCUCUGUUCACUUUGUUCUCUAACACUGUCAUUUGCUCUGGCUCUCUAGGUGCUAGAAUUUGGUUGGAGUGGCAGAAGGAAAUUGAGCUGUUUGCUGAUAUAGCAUAUUUCACACUCACAACCCUUUCAGGUAUUUCACCCCCUAAAUUGUUCUGUGCUUGGUGCUCUGACUAAAUGUGCUGCCAUUUUAUGCUUAACAUUAAACUUAUCAGAUUUUCAGGACUGCCAUCUCUGUUUUUGUUUGUUUGUUUUUUUAAAUGUUCUUUAGGUUACCAAACUCUUGGUGAAGAGUAUGUCAAUAUUAUCCAAGUAGACCCAUCACGGAAGAGAGUUCCUUCAGUACUUCGACGGGCUGUCCUGAUUUCUUUGCACACUGUCUUCCCUUACUUGUUAGACAAAGGAUUAGUACACCUGGAACAUGAACUUCAGACAGAACCCGAUGAGAUGAGGACUUUGCAAAGCAGACAUUUGCGUGGAUUGUGGGGAAGGACUUUCUUGUGGCGUUGGUUACAGAAAUGGCUUGGCAGAUUAACAGAGCAGCAGAGGAAGAUGCUCUGUCAGGUUGUCCAUUUUCUCAGGCAAGGCAUUCCACUCCUUCGUAGGCUGCACCUGGCCAUCUUCUAUAUGAAUGGCAUUUUCUACCACCUAUCUAAAAGGAUGGCAGGGAUCACAUAUGUAAGUAGAAAGUAUUUGAUAGCCCUUUGAUGUUCUGUGUGCAAUACACUAAAAUCCCGUAUUUUGGCACUGUUUGCUGUGGGCAGCUCUCACUUCCAUCCCUGGCAUUGGGGCGGGGGUGGGGAAUAGCAUCAAACGGAACCAAGGGCUAUAUCCAAUGCUGGUCAUUCCCAAAGUAUACGUACUGAGAUUAAGGGACCCAAGUUAGUUAUAGUCAGUAAUUUCAGAUGGGUCUUCCCUGCAUAGGACUUGGUUGGAUAGAACCUUAAGUUUGGGCUGCCAUCCAGUUUCUGUCUCUCAGCACCCCGAGUUUCUGUUUCUUGUUAAAACUACCACAUGUACAACAGGAACAUAAUGAAGACUAGGAAUCCACUCUACCCCUAAAUAUCUAUGGUGCCAUAUUACUUAUUUGUAUGGAUCCCCUCUUUGUGGUCAAUUUAGAAUCGUAUGUAUUGCCAUAGCUCAGGGAUGUGGAGCCUGUGACCCUUUAAAAGCUGCUUGACUACAACUCCCUGUCAUCCCUGACCACUGGCCAUGCUUGCUAGGGCUGAUGAGAGAUGGGAGUUCAACAUCUGGAGAGCCAUAGGUUCCCACUGCUGUUCUAGAGGAGGGCUACUGUCACCAAUACCAGUAUGGUAUUCUGUUCUGUAUGCAAUUCAAGAUUCAAAAGUCAUGUGGGCUGGUUUCCAUUCUUUCUAAACAAAAUCUGUACUUGAAAUAGCCAUCGCACUGCAGUUCUCUAGGUUCCUUCACAGAUCACACAAAAUGCAUCAAUAUCAAGUGGUGGUUUUGUGUCUUCCCCCCUUCCAGCUGCGCUAUGCAGGAUUAGAUGGAGACAACCAGCAUGUUCGAUCAAGUUACAGGCUUCUUGGGAUCCUUUCAGUGCUGCACCUGGCACUAACAGUUGGUAUCCAUGCAUACAGCUUCCAACAGAGGCAGAGGGCAAGACAAGAAUGGAAGGUGCACCGUAACCUCUCCUACCCAAGGUAUGCUAGUGGCAUUUUGCUUACCAGAUGCUUACAGGGGGUGGCGUAGAUGCCUGGGAGCCUUAGGCUUGGGGAUCAAAUAUUCAGGCCCCUCUCUGGCCGUCAAAAUUGUGCCCAGGCUACAGCCUUCACUGGUGCUGCUUUGUACCCAGUGUUAAUGUAUGUAUUUGUUCACACACUGUUGGCUGUGUCCCUGCGCAACACUGACCCACAGCCCUUGGAAAGUAGCCUUGAAGGGAAAGCGGCCUGCAGGAUGAAAAAGGUUCCUGCUAGUGUUCUUGAACUAUGUACAGUGGUACCUCGGGUUAAGUACUUAAUUCGUUCCAGAGGUCCGUUCUUAACCUGAAACUGUUCUUAACCUGAAGCACCACUUUAGCUAAUGGGGCCUCCCACUGCCACUGCGCCGCUGGAGCACAAUUUCUGUUCUCAUCCUGAAGCAAAGUUCUUAACCCGACGUACUAUUUCUGGGUUAGCGGAGUCUGUAACCUGAAGCAUAUGUAACCCGAGGUACCACUGUAGUAGUAUUAGCUGGAAUGAAGGGUGGGGGCGCAUGCAGUGGCAUCUGAGCUGUGUUCAAAAACCUAGAUUGACUUAAUAUUGUGCUUGACAAUCAACACGUGUUAAGAAUGGCUAAAACUGUGUCCUGGCAUCAAAACUGGGUAACCAACUCAGUGUGUAAUUGAUCUGAUUAAAAUGAAUUAGGUAAUUUGAAUGGGUUGCUUAUAUUGUGCUUGCAAACACUGGGCUUUCAGUACAUGGAAUUCUCGGAACGUAAAUGGCAGAGGGUGAUAUAUUGGGAAAAGAAGGGAAAAGGAGAACCAAAAAGCCAGUAACAGUAUGCCUACCCCUACCUUGGAAAAAUAGCUCUUGUUGGGUGGCUUUGCAUCUUGUUGGAACUUGCUAAGUAACUUUGAAGAUCAUUUCCCCACACCUUUAUUUUUAGGCAGCAAGCAGUACUGCCCAGGAACAGCAGUCAAAAGUAUGAGGGCUAGGAGCGUAAUCUUUUUUAAAAAUGGGUGCAAAUGUUUACUCAAGAGUAGAUGACCUGAAAUAGACCCAUAUUAGUAACGUCACUUUCUUUCAUGUCUACUCUGAGUAGGACUAGCAUUGGCUAUAACCCUGUUAAAAAGCUAAGUUUCUCCUGAUGGUGUCAUAUGCUAGAACCUUGGCAGCAGAAGCAUCAUCUCCCUUGGGACAUUAACCUGAAGAGCACUUGUGCCUGACUUUGUCCUCUCUCAGAACCCAGCCUGAGGAGAAGUUCCUUGGCCGAAGCUCUCGCUGUAUUCUGUGCUUAGAAGAACGCCGGCAUGCUACAGCCACUCCGUGUGGACACCUCUUCUGCUGGGAAUGCAUCACUGAGUGGUGCAACACCAAGGUAAACAGACCCCCUCCUAGGAUGCUGAACUCUUAAAACAAAAGCAAAGUCCUGUCAGGUUUCCUUUUCGCAGUGGAAAUGAGAGCUGUAGGAAAAGAGGAGCCGAAGAAGUGGGUUCCUUGAAAUAGCUCCUUGGUUUAAUUCUUCCCAAUGUCUUACCAAAGGAGGAAACUACAUGUGAUUUGAGUUUUCAACUUUCAAUUCUAGCAGGUGCCAAUAUGCACUUGCAUUAUCUGAGUCUAGUUGAUAAUCUGUUAAGACAAUUCCUUAAUUCGGGGACGAGGAGCCUGAUGUCUUCCAGAUGUUGUUGGGAGUCCAGCAGCCCCAGCCAACAUGGCCAAUAGUCAGGGAUAAUGGGAGCUGCAGUUCAACAGUUGGACUCAAAACGACUAGACUGAGGGUUAGUUCCUAUUAGUUUUUAAGAACUGGUUUACUGUUGUAGAAUUGACUCUAGCACCUCAAACUCUUCAUUGAUAUCACAUUGCAAUGAAGGGCAGGUUAGAAAUGUUUUAAAUAGCAGCUCUAGAUACCACAGCAGGUAGCUUUUCUGCACUUCCACAGCAUGUACACAAUCCUGUCCAUAAAUAUAGCUCUAUGCCUGUAAGAGUUCUACAUACCAUCAAAAGCCCCUGGUACUGAGGGAAGGCCCAUGGUUCCAUUUGUAGAGAACUUAGGGUGUGCAAACAGGUAACUGUCAGAAAAAGCUAGCUGGAAAAAGACUUACAAACUGGGAACUGGGAGAUGUUUGUUUAGUUAAGAUAUUUAUUUUUCCUCUCCUGCAGGCUGAGUGCCCACUGUGCAGAGAGAAAUUCCAUCCACAGAAGCUGAUUUAUCUACAACACUAUCGAUAACAGCCACCUGUGCGGCUGUUAGAUUGCAAAGUGUUAGGAACCAACGAAAAUACUACAGCUUUUGACCAAGUGUAAGACUUUAUUUUUAUAUUAUGAUAUUAAAUUGCUGUGAUAAAAUUGAGCAGCUUAACACUUGAGUUGCACUGCCUGUACAAGGAGAUACGAACUUGUCAUCUUACAAAACAAACUUCUGGUGUUGAUCCUCUUUCUUUGUAGAACAAAGCACACAAAUCUACCUAAAUUCUGCUAUAACCCUUUUAAGCAUUGGCAGGCAUCUGCUAGACCUACCAGUAGUGUUCUCAUGACACUGUAACUCGUUGACAUUGAUGAAGCUGAAUGUUGGGGGGUUUGGGAUAAAAGAAAGUACUUCUUCACACAGCACAAAGUUAAAACUUUGGAAUUUGCUCCCAAAAGAGGCAGUGAUGGCCAGCAAUUUGGGUCGCUUUAAAAAAGAAUUAAGACAAAUUCAUGGGGGAUAAGGCUAUCAAUGGCUACAAGCCACAAUGCUUAUAUUCUGCCUCUGUGAGUGGAGGCAGUAUGUUUCUCAAUACCAGUCACUGGAAAAUGGAGGGGAGCGUGCACUUGCCUUCAGGUCCUGCUUACAGGCCUCCCAGGGGCAUCUGGUUAGCCACUGAGAGCAGAAUGCUGCACUCGAUGGGUCUAUGACCUGAUUCAGCUGGGCUAUUCUUAUGGGAAACUACAUUCUCUGAGAGGUAGUAGCUUAAUAAGAACAUUUUGCCUUUCCAAAAGAUACUAGGGCAUGCAUAUGGAAAUUAAUUUUGUGUUUGUGUGCUGCUAAAAUCCCCUGUGCCUAAUAAACUAUAGCUGUUGGUUAGUUUUUUUAAAAUAUAAAGCUGAAGUUCUAAGUUGGAAUGAGCGCCCUACAGUGCAGCAACUGUCAGAAAUUCAGUUUGGCAAAGAUUGGGGUAAUCUUGUACGGUGGGUACAUAAGGCAAAGAUAGCCAAUAGGGUGCCUCUACCGGCUGUUGCUGGACUCCAUCUCCCAUCAGACCUGGCAUGCAUGGCUAAUAGUUGGAGAGGAAGGGAGUUGUGGACCAACAACACCUGUAGGACUACUGGUUUGCCACCCUUAGCAGAAGGAAUAUACAGUAGAAGCUGCACCACCUGCAGCCAACAGCUACAGCUGGUGUGAACACGUUUCCACACAGGGGAGGGUAUGUGUCUGCCCUUCUACAUUGUGACGUUUUAGUCCUAGAGUAAUGCAACUGAGGUCUGAUACAGAGGAGAGCAUGAAUUAACCUCUGACAAAUUUACUUAGUCUACUUUUCGAGCUACUGCCCCAGCUCCAUACCAUUUUAUUAACACAUAUACUAAGAGAUAUUAAAGCCCAAUUGAUAUCACUGGAACUUGCUUCUAUGCACAGUGGUAAGGAUCAGGAUUAUUCAUUGCAAUUUUCUUUAAUACCUCCGAUCCCUUGUACAAUAUUUUUCAUAGUAUUCUUUAGAAAUGUAAACAGAUCCCCCUAUGACUGACUUCUAAGAACGUUGGGGUAUGGGUGUGGGGGCAACACAGAUUUUUCCCAUACUGCUGAAAGUGGGGCGAUCCAAUUCACAUGGCACAGAAUAUUUUACACUUAUCACAAGUCCGCCCAAUACAGAGUGAAAAUUUCCUUUUAGACUGAAUCAUGAGCAGCUAUGGUUUGCACAGUAAUGCAAAGGACUGUUUUCGAACAGCUAGAGUUCAAAUACAUUAUUCCAAAAUAUUUAAAUAGAAUGGGUUGCAUCCAAUGUUAAUGCUACUCUGAGUAGACCCAAGUUACUCACACCCAUUAUUUUCAAGGUUCUGUUCUACAUAGUACUUUGGAUACAACAUAAUGUUUAGAGAAAAAGGAAGAAAUGUUAACACUUAGUACCUUACAUUGGUUGUUAUAAAGACUACUGAACCCAAGAAAGGGACACUGUCUUUUAAUAAAGUUUGGAAUUUUAAAAAGUCACUUAAUAAAAUUGUUUAUAGCUGUAUCACAUUGAAAAAGUUUUACAUGCAGAUCAUUUAUUUCUAUAUUUUUCUCCAUAGAAAAUUAAAAGCUGUGUUAAAACCCACAAAGUCUCGGUCUGCCAUGGCCGGUGUAGAUGUACCUUGGAGAGGGCUACAUGAAGCAAACUUAAAAAGUUUUUUUAAGUAUCAAAUAAAAUGUGUCAAAAUACUCUCCACAUAAUAAUUUUUUAUAAAUUUAAUUCCAGACCUCCAGCAAACCCUGGCCCCCAAAAACAUGAUUGUUAAGAAUAAUAGUGAGCCAUUAUGAAAGAGCCAAAAAUAAAUCAGCCUUUCCACCAUAAAAGCUAAAUCAAUUAAUUCCUUUUCCACUUUGAAAAUAAAAAACUCAGGGUAGGCUUAUUUCAACGUUCACAAGUUUCCCUCUUAAGUAAUAUCACCAGAGGUCCUGUAAACAGCCUGUUAGUCAAAACCUGGGACAUUACAAAGCAGAAAACAUUAUCACUGUGUCUCAUCUUCCUCUGUAGAUGCACAAAGCAUUUCAACAAUGUACCAGGAUGCAUUCUGGACUAGAUCAACACAAAGGAACCCAAAAUAAAUAAAUACAGUUGUGGGAACUCCCCUGUUCCACACUAGGCUAUACUUUUGUGAGGAGGGGGUUUGAAAUGAAUGUUCUGCCUUCUCUUAUUACUCUGUCUUGCUAAAUGUACACCAGAAACUUGCGAAAUUGCCACUCAAAUCCUGCACUUCCAAGGAGCUGGAACCAGUAGCGUGUACUUCCUAUGAGAUGUUUUGAGAACAUGGGAUGACUCCUGUUAUGCAACAACAAAAAAGGGGGGAACAGAAGCAGCCCUUGGACAUAACAGCUCAUAUCCAAAGAAUAACAAGAUGAUAUGGCUGAUAUUCUCUUGCUGGGGGGGGGGGCGGGGAGCCUGACGCUCAAUAAACUGCAGGGGGCGGGGGGAGAAAUACAACUUCUUAGUCCCCACCCUCGUUAUUACUGAUGACUUGGUAUGAAGGAAAGAGGCAUCAUUACAAUGGCUCAAAACUGGACUUUUAAUUGUAAUGAAGGGAGUUGGUCAGCAGGCUCAGUAUAAUUUCUAGCUAGCAAAGGUCUUCCCCACAUCUUCCUUCCCUUUGUAUUUCCUCUUGCCGUGUGUGAAGGGUAUAUAUCGAUAUUUUAUCAUAUGCUGCAACAAAAGGGAAAGAAAAACACAGGCUUUUAGAGCACACCCACGGCACUCCCCUCCCUCUGCCCACUCCGCCUCAAACACCUGAAUGUGCUCAUGUGUUUAAACAGCAGUGGCUAUCCUUUUUGGAGGAACUGAGGGCCAUGGACAACCCUUUGGGGGCCACAUAUCAAAGUGGGUGUGACCAAAGAACAGUGGGCUGUACCAAUACCAGUCUUAGCUAAAGUAGAUCCAUUGAAGCUAAUGGACAUGACUAACUUAGGUUCAUUAAUGUCAAUGGCUCUACUCUUAAAGAGUAAAGGGACCCCUGACCGUUAGGUCCAGUCAUGGAUGACUCUGGGGUUGUGACGCUCAUCUCACUUUAUUGGCUGAGGGAGCCGGCGUACAGCCAGCAUGACUAAGCCGCUUCUGGCGAACCAGAGCAGUGCACGGAAACGUUGUUUACCUUCCCGCCGGAGCGGUACCUAUUUAUCUACUUGCACUUUGACAUGCUUUCGAACUGCUAGGUUGGCAGAAGCAGGGACCGAGCAACGGGAGCUCACCCCGUCGCAGAUAUUCGAACCGCCGACCUUCUGAUCAGCAAGCUCUAGGCCCUGUGGUUUAGACCACAGCGCCACCCGCAUCCCAUUGGCUCUACUCUUAGUAAUACUUAAUUGGAUACAAUCCACUUAUUUUUUUAAAAAAAAUUAAGGCCUUUGGGGGGCAUCACUAUCAAUAGGGGGAGCCUAUGGGAGCAAUUAGCAUUUUCUUUUAAAAGCUGGAUGGCCACUAAAAUGUUUUUUGAGUUCAAGUUUCACAGCAGGGGAUCCAAAGGAGAAGUCAUUUUUUUUCUUUUAAAAAAAUGGUGCUUUUGGAAGGAGGUCACAUUGGAAACAGCCCCCAGACUACCCUCAUCAGCAUUAGACAAAGCCUCAAACUCUACUCCAACUAUGGGGGUCUUUCAAAAAACCCCACCACCACUAGCAAUUUUUGAGCUACAACAUAGCCAGUGAUAUUGCCAUUAUGUUGGGGCAAUCCCUCUCUCUCAUGUUUAGGAGAAUCCACAACCUGGAAAAAAGAACAACUUGGUUAGAUUCUUACCUUGAUUUGCCUUUUCAUUGUGAUGCAGAAAAGCAUAAUGAAGUACAUCACAAGAAUUGGCCAAAAAACUGGAACAUUGAAAGCCUCAAAGAAUGUACAUGUCAUUGCGACAAGGAUGCCUUUAGUAGCAGAGUGCCUUGGAAGGAAAAGAUAGUUGCAGUUAGGUUGAUUGUGUACUAAAAUUCUUUUAAGGACAUUAAUGCCCAAUUCACAUACCAUUCCUGAUCUCCAGCAUUCUCCCCUCCACUUCCUGGUUUUCCCCAACUACAGUUUGCUGUGACACCUGAAUCUGCAAUUCAUGGUUAGUGCUAACGUCUGGAUUGCAGUCUGCAAAAAGAGGCUUCUGAUCAUCCUUGGAAAUCAAGGCUCUAAUGAUACUUUGCUGAUCCACAGCAAAUAAUGGUUAUAGAAAACCAUGAAGCCGAGGGAGAAACUUGCCUAGGAGAGGAGUGGGAAGGAGGACCAAGCCCACAGCAACAUUCCUGACAUCCAAGCCAUAAAAGACUAUUUCCACCUCUUACUCAGCAUUGCUAUCCUGCACCUCACAGCAGAAGGUUCUCUUAUGAUGCCUUAAGAGGCAGAAAAGAAGAUUCUAUCACUUAUGCAGACGAACCAGCUGUCUUUGGACCCUUCUUGUAGCUGUCACCUAGCAGUAGCCAUUUCAUCAGGCUAGCUGAACUGUUUCCAUUUCAGCUGGUCUCCGAGAACUUGGUAACCUAGGUUUAGUACCCAAGUUUGCUGCUUUUCCUCCUCCCCUUUCCCUCCCUCCCUCCUUCUGUGAUUUAUGUUAUGGUUAAGACUAAGGCUCAAUGCAAUACUGGUGGAUAUUUGGACUUGUGACGCCUGAGUUGAGCCUUCAAAUCAAGCAUACCUAUUAUGUGGAAGAGGUGGCUCAUACUGAAAAGGCACUACAAGGCCAGAGAUUUGGGGGAGGUGGCAACUGGGCAACUGUUAGGUACGCACUGUAAGGAAGGCGGCACAAGCUUGAGGCCAAAGAGAAGGCAUGCCUAUGAGAGGCAGGAGAACAGGAAAGACGAAGGGUCAGGGACUUGAAUCCUUUUGCAUUGCUAUUAAAACGUACUCACCAGAAUUUGAACUCUGGCAGCCUUCGAAUGAAGGGCCGAAACUCCUCAUUUUGUUUUGUAGGUAAUGAAGGACCCUCAUCUGAGAAGAGGAGGAAAUGCAAAGUCUUAGGAACUGCUUUCUUCUGCAUUUAACUCUUGCAGGUUCAACCCUUGGCAUGCCCAAUUAACAAAGUUCAGUAGCAGAUGUUUGGAGAGGCCUCUGCCAGAGACCUUGGACCGGCGCUGCCAAUCAGGAUGGACAAUACUGAGCUCAAUGGACAGCCUUAUCUGAUGUAAGGAGGCUCCCUCUGUUACUACUACCAUACUUAGAGCAGGUAUGAAUGACUGUGCUAGAGACAAAUCACCCAUUAAAGUGUACAAGGAAACAAAAAAUUAUUAACAGGUGAUCAAAGGGCUGUUACGUGCAAGAGAAACUGCAGCACAGAUCUCCACAAAGUAUGAAACAUGAAAGCAAUGUCGUUCCAGUCUCAAUUGGAGGGGAGGUAUUUUAAUCCACAGGGAAGUGAAGGUAGUAAUACAAAAUCAGGGAUUCUAACUCUGGCUCUGUCAAAACUCUGUCAGCAUUUCUAAUACAUCAUUUAUAUGUUUAUCCUAGGAUCUAAAAACGAAAUCACUCAACUCCUAGAAGAUGUCAUGUUCAGUUAUGUGCCAUGCAAUCCACAGGAUGUGGCUAGCACUGGUUGAACUCUUACAUUCAAACUUUACAGGAGUCAGUUGUUCUUGCUAUGAAAAUCCACACAGGGCCAUAAGCAAACAUACAGUGUUAUAACACUACAAAAGACACUGUUUUCUGUUGGGAUAAUUGGGAGUCUGGCCACUCAAUAAAGUUGAGAAGUGGUUGGCACUCCACACUAAAGUCCAGCACUCUUCAUACCCAUAGAUAGCAGGUGCAACUUAAAACAUACUAAGCUGUGCCUAAGUCCCCAAUAUGUUCUAGGUUUUCGUGUGUGUGUGUGUGUGUGUGUGUGUACGUACACAUAUCAGGUUUAGCAUCCUUUUCUCAUUGUGGACAUUCUCAGGACUCUCCCCAAGCUACAUCGCUCACCAGCCCUGCUUUGCACACACACCCUGCCCCCCUUGUGUGCUUUUGCCAGACUGGAAUGUGUACUUGAAGCCUUCUGAUGCUUCGUUCUUGCCUGGAUGGAGCAUAACUAAUGCAAUGCGUACAGAAACUAGCCUGUUAUGGAAAAGGUGAAAUAGACAUUUGUUGCUCUCCCCACUUUUGCCUAUGGCCCUGUCCAGCACUGGCAUGCGGUCCUCAGGCUGAAAAGGCUUCCCCACAUCUGAUAUAUAAUAAAUUCAUGCGACAACCAACACCCAUGCAAGAGAAAAGCAGGGCUAGUGAUGUUCUUUAUACCUGAGUCCUCCAUUAGAGAGGGAUCUACCUUUGGCGACAAGAAAGCUAUGAAAAGGUUUAGGUGGUAGAUGCCCAAGGCAUAUGUCACGAUGUACCAACCCUAGGAAGGAAGAAGAAAAUGUCAAAUGAGGACAUGGCUCUAAGUACAGAAACACACCUACCUACACAAAACUGCUUGCACACAAUCUGCAGUAUUUGACUGUAUGAGGGGGUUGUUGGGGGUAGCCAACAUAGUGCUCCCCAAAUAUUGUCAACUAUAACCCUUAUCAGCCCCAGCCAGCAUGAUGGUGGCUGUAGUCCAAAAAAAUCGGGUGGGUGGGCACCAUGUUGGCUAGUCUGAAAUGGUAGGUCUCAACAAUAUAUAGUAAACAAAUAAUGUUAAUCAGAUCCAGAGCAAACGAGGAUUGGGGAAUCUGUCUGUCCAUCCCCCUGAUGCUGUUCCCACCAUACCCAGUAAACAUGACCAAUGAUCAAAGGUGUUUGAAGCUGCUGUUUGAUUUCCCUAUCCCUGACCUAAAUCAACUAGAAGCAAGGAAUAAAGCAUAAUAAGAGGCAAACGGCAUGAGAGCAAAAGGGAAUAAAAGAGAGAAAAAAAGAGAGAGCAAAAGAGAUAAAAGAGAAGCAUGAUAUUUAGGGGGAUGGCAGAGAUCUUAAUAAAGUAGGAGCAAAUAAAGAUGCAAGUGUGGGGGGCACGAAUGUAAUGAACAAGCACACCCCGAGCCUGAAGAUUUCUCAGUGCAGAUGCAUCUUAAGGCUAAAAUGGAGGUGCUCAAAAGCAAUCCAAACAGAAAUCUGCUAUUCUCCUAUGGUGCUUGUUCCUCCACUUUGUUACAGUCGGAUGAAUUUAUUUUUCCCUGCAGC